CCUGUCCCUUCAGCCGUGGCUGCAAUAGGUCGGGGAAGAAGUUUCUAGUUCUUUUUGAACACACUGCACUCUGGUGUUCACUAGUUUGUUUUGGCUUCGGUGAACUUUCUUCCAAGCCGUGCAGCGUCAAGCUCCCAUGUCAACACGCCCUCUUAAAUGAGUUGCAUGGUUCCAUGUGUGGUACGAACUGCAGAUCCUCAAGAGUUUUUGCUGAGCUGAAGGACACACCGUGCACGACUGACACAAGAUAACAGAAACGUUUUAUCGGCAUCAUGUCAGUGAACACGGGGCCGGGACCUCUUCAGUUUGUGAAUCCUCCCCCUCCUGAGGUGACCAAUCCUAGCAAGCCAGGGCGGAGGACCAACCAGCUGCAGUUCAUGCAGAAUGUUGUGGUCAAAGCGCUUUGGCGGCACCACUAUGCUUGGCCUUUCCACAACCCUGUUGAUGCAGCUGCUCUCAAUCUACCAGACUAUCACAAGGUCAUCACCUCUCCCAUGGACAUGGGCACCAUCAAGAAACGGCUGGAGAACAACUACUACUGGAGUGCCAGUGAAUGCAUGCAGGACUUCAACACCAUGUUCACCAACUGCUACAUAUAUAACAAGCCUACAGAUGACAUUGUGCUGAUGGCCCUUGCCUUGGAAAAGAUUUUCCUGCAAAGAGUUGCCCAGAUGCCUCCGAAAGAGAAGGAAGUUUGUCCUCAUGCAGCCAAAGGUAGAGGCAGGAAGAGUAGCACUGCAGAAAACAGGAAAAGGCGUGAAAGUGCAGAGCAAAUGAUAAACCAUGCAAAGAGUGACGGUCAAGAGAAAGACCUGCAGCAGCAAGAAACUGCUCAGGGAGGCUGGAGCGAUCAGCUGAAGUACUGCAACGACAUCCUGAAGGAUAUGCUCUCUAAGAAACACUCGGCCUACGCUUGGCCUUUCUACCUGCCUGUUGAUGCUGAAGCUCUUGGGAUCCAUGAUUACCAUGACAUCAUCAAAUACCCGAUGGACCUCAGCACUGUAAAAAAAAAGAUGGAUGAUGGAGAAUACAAAGACUCACAACAGUUUGCUGCAGAUGUCCGGUUAAUUUUUUCCAACUGCUACAAAUACAACCCCUCACAUCACUUUGUCGUUGAAAUGGCCAGAAAGCUGCAGGGAGUGUUUGAGCAGAAGUUUGCAAAGAUGCCAGAUGAGCAGGUGGAGUUAACCACACCGGGUAGCGUCAUGGCUGCCGAGAGUGCAGCUCUCUGUGGAUCAGACGGCAAACGUUCCUCCAAUAUGGACCAAACACAGUCUGUGGAAGAACGUUCCUCUUGGCCUUCUGGAGUGCACGACCAGUUUGAGUCUGUCCACAAUCAGCUUGCUGCCCUGUCUGAAAGACCCAUGAUGCAGGAAAAGGACAAAAAUGAAUGCAGCAGACUGAGUAAAAGAUUAUCAACCUUCAUUUCAAGACCGCCCUGUGAAAGGAUCCAAGACUGGGAUUCAGAUGGCCAAUCUCUGCAGAUGUCUUAUGAAGAGAAGCACCAGCUGAGCCUGGACAUUAACCGUUUACCUGGCACGAGGCUGGGACACGUGGUGGAGAUCAUUCAGAGCCUAGAGCCUGCCAUGUGCAGCUCCAACCUGGAUGAGAUCGAGAUUGACUUCGAGAUCCUGAAGACCUCCACGCUGCGUGAGCUCCAACGAUAUGUCAGGUCCUGCCUUUACAAGAGAUUCAAGAAAUUUCACAAGAAAAGCCAAACUGCCUCCAAUCACAGCAACAGUUCUUCAGACGCUUCCACCAGUUCCUCCAGUGAGUCCAGCUCGGAUGACAGUGACUCGUGAUUUCUGAUGUAUUUAUUUCAUGUUAAGUGCCUAUUUUUUUAUCUUUAUACGUUCACUGUUCAGAAUUAAACGUUGUUUUCUUA
Messenger RNA from Nothobranchius furzeri (turquoise killifish), 1885 nucleotides. RefSeq names its product bromodomain-containing protein 3. NCBI's taxonomy places the organism in Eukaryota, Metazoa, Chordata, Actinopteri, Cyprinodontiformes, Nothobranchiidae. Gene Ontology annotation, cellular component: chromatin; nucleus. The record is from RefSeq and is a predicted model, not a curated record. Gene Ontology annotation, biological process: chromatin remodeling; regulation of DNA-templated transcription.